GCGCAACCGGUGUGUGACAAACGCUAACCACAUGUCGCUCGCGGCCGCUAGUGCUCGUAAACACGACCCAGGUCAAAACCCAAGAAGAAUCCUCAGGUUACCUAACUUCUUCACAAGAGUGAGGAUGGUGAACCGUAACGAACGACGCGCAGUGGCGUGUGUUUUGCUGGCGGUGACAGCGGUGGUCGCAGCAGCAUCAUACGAUCGAGAACGCCUUGAGAUAGCCAAGCAGAUACUUGAAGAAGUGCCACUUACUGAUGGGCAUAACGAUCUGCCAUGGAAUAUUCGCAAGUUCCUCCGUAAUCAAAUCAACGAGUUUGAACUGGACACAGACCUCACGCUGGUGGAACCAUGGUCUAAGUCGAAGUACUCGCAUACAGACCUGCCACGGCUGAGAGUGGGCAUGGUUGGAGCUCAGUUCUGGUCAGCCUUUGUCCCUUGUGCGGCACAAAAUAAAGACGCAGUGCAGCUAACCCUGGAGCAGAUUGAUGUUAUCCGACGUCUUGUUGCUAAAUACCCUCAGUACAUGAAACUCGCUACUUCGGUUACAGACAUCCUGGAGGCUCACAGUGCCAGGCCGCGGAAGAUUGCAUCUCUAAUCGGAAUCGAAGGUGGACACUCCAUCGGCAACUCCCUGGGGGUGCUUCGCAGUUUCUACCAGCUCGGUGUACGCUACAUGACACUGACUCACACGUGCAAUACACCAUGGGCUGAUUCUUCCAACGAACCACCUGCUAUGAACGGACUCUCGGAAUUCGGAGAGAAAGUAGUGCGGGAGAUGAAUCGUCUGGGCAUGUUGAUUGAUGUGUCGCACGUCGGUGAGAACAGCACUCGUGCUGCGAUCCGUCUGUCCAAAGCACCGGUUAUCUUUAGCCACUCGUCCGUUUACAGCCUGUGUCCGCAUAACAGAAAUGUUCCUGAUGAUAUAAUUCAGUCAAUGAAGGACAACGGAGGGAUAAUUAUGGUGAACUUCUUUCCGGACUUUGUCAAGUGUGCUCCAAAUGCUACUCUAUCUGAUGUCGCUGAACAUUUUCAUUACAUCAAGAGGAUGAUUGGUGCGGACCACGUCGGAAUAGGCGGUGACUUUGAUGGCGUUAACAGAGUCCCACGUGGAUUGGAAGACGUUUCCAGGUAUCCCGAAUUGUUUGCUGAAUUACUUCGAAGUGGCCAGUGGACAGUGCAAGAAUUGAAAAACUUAGCCGGUCUAAACAUUUUACGUGUAAUGAGACAAGUAGAAAAGAUUCGCGAUGAUAUGCGCACAAAUGGAGUGGAACCCGAAGAGCAUCCAGACUCACCCACCGACAACGGCAACUGUACCAGUAACGCUUUCUACAUUGAAUACGUCUAAAAUGUAAAUUUCUUACUUUGUAUGUAGCUGCCAAUAAUUUAACUAUCGACCUUAAAGAACUAUUACUUUUUUCGAAACAAAACAUAUUCGAUCUGAACAUCGCACUUGUAAAGUGAUCUCUAUUGGCAGCUAUGUAGAAAGAGUUAAUUGACAUUGCGACUGGAAUCUGAAUCAAAACCAUUGAUAUAGAUAUUAAGUAUGUGUAAAUGUAGUCCAUUCCUGUUUUUUCCAAUAAGUCUGUUUUAUAAAAGUGUCAUCAAGAGAGACUACGAAAUCAGUUCGGCGUCUCGGGAGCGUACUUAUUUAGGGAGCGAUAAUAUAAAGCUAUCUUAUUCUUUAAUUUAAUAUACUUAAGUAUGCACAGAACGAAGAACAGUUCACAUAUUUCAGUAAAAU
Pararge aegeria (speckled wood butterfly) is the source of this 1744-nucleotide messenger RNA. RefSeq names its product dipeptidase 1-like. The transcript is spliced from 12 exons. The coding region runs from base 32 to 1348 and encodes 438 amino acids. Gene Ontology annotation, biological process: proteolysis. Lineage: Eukaryota; Metazoa; Arthropoda; Insecta; Lepidoptera; Nymphalidae. The record is from RefSeq and is a predicted model, not a curated record. Gene Ontology annotation, molecular function: metallodipeptidase activity.